Molecule: messenger RNA, 1776 nt
Organism: Aspergillus terreus NIH2624
Lineage: Eukaryota; Fungi; Ascomycota; Eurotiomycetes; Eurotiales; Aspergillaceae
Product: MFS transporter
Exons: 2
Coding region: 1-1776 (591 amino acids)
Biological process (GO): amino acid transmembrane export from vacuole
Source: RefSeq, a predicted model, not a curated record
AUGCAGGACGAUGAAAUUACAGAGAACAUACAACCGCCUCCGCAAUACCCUGGCGAUGACACACGCCCGACAAGCAAAAAGGAACUUGUUGGAUGGUAUAGCUAUGGCUGGGCCGCUGAGGUGUUCACCGUAUGUGCUAUGGGAUCCUUUCUUCCCAUCACAUUAGAGCAAAUGGCGCGAGACAGCGGAGUCCUCCUGGCCGACAAAACGACCCCGUGCAGCGCAACAUGGAAGACCCCACAGGGGACCUCCCCAACUUUAUCUGCAGACACAACAGGUCUUUGGAGUAGCCAGGCCCCACGAACAAGUCAAUGUAUUGUUCACAUACUGGGCGCAGAAAUCAACACGGCGAGCUUUGCCAUGUACACCUUCUCCGUGAGCGUGUUUGUUCAAGCCAUCCUGAUCAUAUCCAUGUCGGGCGCUGCAGACCACGGGAGUUAUCGGAAGAUACUCCUGGUCGCAUGUGCCCUGAUUGGCUCGAUAUCGACCAUGAUGUUUAUUGCGGUUAAGCCCAAUCUCUACAUACUUGGGGGAUUGUUUGCGGUGGUGGCAAACACAUGUUUUGGGGCGUCGUUCGUGUUGUUGAAUUCGUUCUUGCCUCUACUAGUUCGUCACCACCCUUCUCUUCUUGCCAAACAUCGCCAAGCCGGGGCUUCGCCCAACGGUGAUCGGCCACCUGCUACGCAUAGAGCUCAUCGGACUGAAGACGAGGUCAAUGUUACAACACCGCUCCUUCCGUCUGGGAGCACAAAUACGGAUGGUGCGACCCAGGAAUCUGUGUCGGACACCUCGUUGGAGUUGAAGCUUUCUACGAAAAUAUCUUCCAACGGAAUCGGCAUUGGCUAUAUUGCUGCGGUGAUUCUGCAAAUUAUAUGCAUUGUGGUUGUAGUCAACACCAACCAGACCACCUUUUCGCUGCGACUCGUCCUUUUCUUGAUUGGGCUUUGGUGGUUUAUCUUCACUUUUCCCGCGGCGCUGUGGUUACGGCCGCGACCUGGCCCACCCUUGCGAUAUGCAGACGGCGGGAAAGAGCGCAGAUCGUGGCUUGGGUAUAUCGCAUAUGCUUGGAAGUCAUUGGGCCGGACUGCCAUGCGGACUCGGCACCUGAAAGAUAUCUUGUUGUUCCUGGCAUCUUGGUUCUUGCUUAGCGACGGGAUCGCCACGGUCAGUGGGACUGCCGUACUGUUUGCAAAAACUCAGCUCGACAUGGAGCCGGCCGCUCUGGGGAUGAUCAAUGUGAUUGCCAUGAUGGCCGGGGUGUUUGGGGCGUUUUCCUGGAGCUACGUCUCACGCGUCCUGAAUCUCCGCGCAUCGCAGACGAUCAUCGCUUGUAUCAUUCUGUUCGAACUUGUACCGAUUUAUGGGCUGUUGGGUUUCAUCCCGGCGAUUAAGCGACUGGGCUUUAUCGGCCUUCAACAGCCAUGGGAGAUGUAUCCCCUGAGCUUUGUGUAUGGACUCGUCAUGGGUGGGCUGUCGUCUUAUUGCCGAAGCUUCUUUGGCGAGUUGAUUCCUCCUGGAUACGAGGCCGCUUUCUAUGCACUGUACGCGAUCACGGAUAAGGGGUCGAGUAUCUUCGGACCCGCCAUUGUGGGGGCCAUCACCGAUCGGUAUGGAGAAAUUCGACCGGCUUUUGGGUUCCUGGCCAUCUUGAUUCUUCUCCCGCUGCCGUUGAUGCUUUUGGUUGAUGUGGACCGAGGAAAACGGGAUGCUCAAGCUCUUUCAGCCGAGUUAGAGGGUACUCGGGACGAACCAGUUGCGGAUGGUUCUCUGGAAUAG